Pestalotiopsis fici W106-1 is the source of this 807-nucleotide messenger RNA. RefSeq lists its product as uncharacterized. Bases 1 to 807 code for a protein of 268 amino acids. The record is from RefSeq and is a predicted model, not a curated record. The transcript has a single exon. Lineage: Eukaryota; Fungi; Ascomycota; Sordariomycetes; Amphisphaeriales; Sporocadaceae. Gene Ontology annotation, molecular function: hydrolase activity, acting on ester bonds.
AUGCCGUCGCUUCAUAUCGUCAAUAUUGGCAGCUCUUUCGCCGCCGGCCCCGGUCUUCCCCCGCAGAUCGAGCCCUUGGCGGGUCGGUCCGGCGAGAACUACGCGCACAUUGUGGCCCGCGAAGUGGGUGCAAAGCUCACCGAUUUGAGCGUGUCUGGUGCAACUUUGCUCAAUCUUCUCAGCGAGCCGCAAGAGGUGACCGGCAAGGCUUUCCCGCCUCAGAUUAGCGAGAUUCCCAGAGAUGCAGACAUUGUAAUGGUGCUCGGCGGCGGCAAUGAUAUUAUGUACAUUGGCGGUCUGUUCAUGGACAGCUUCGCCGCGUACACAAUGUUUCGCUUGGCGUCGAGACUUUACAGCUGGGUCGCUGGCGGUGCCGAAGAUCCGGCGCCCAGCCUCGACGUACAAGAACUUGCUGAGCGGUACGGCACUGUCCUGGAUGCGAUACAUGCCAAGGCUCCCGACGCGCAAGUCAUUGUUGUGGAAUAUCUCACAUUACUGGGACCGGAUCUCCAACCCGGAGUCGACUUGCCGUUUGAUGAUGCGGGCCGGAUAGACUACCACAAGGGCAGGGCCGCACAAGUACAAGAAGCGACAGUGCAGACGAUCCAGGGCCGCGAGACUUGGUGCACAAGAAUUCCCGUGGCCAGUGAAAGCAUGGGGCACGGGUUGGGUUCCCAAGAGCCUUGGGUUAAUGGGUUCGGAUUGAGAGAAUUGUACCAAAAGUGUGGUUAUCAUCCAAAUGGCGAAGGGAUGAAGGCGGUUGCUGCCAUGGUCCUCGAGCGGAUGAAAAAUCUCGGCAUUGUCUAA